Camarhynchus parvulus is the source of this 2141-nucleotide messenger RNA. It is a transcript of the gene GATAD2B, whose product is annotated as GATA zinc finger domain containing 2B. The coding region runs from base 187 to 1782 and encodes 531 amino acids. Gene Ontology annotation, molecular function: sequence-specific DNA binding. Gene Ontology annotation, cellular component: NuRD complex. Gene Ontology annotation, biological process: negative regulation of transcription by RNA polymerase II. Lineage: Eukaryota; Metazoa; Chordata; Aves; Passeriformes; Thraupidae. The record is from RefSeq and is a predicted model, not a curated record. The transcript is spliced from 12 exons.
CAGAACGCGCAUGAUUGGCAGGGAAGGGCCCGCUCGGAGCGCGGCUCCGGCUCCGGCUGCGGCUGCGGCUCCGCGGGCGAUGGAGCGCGGGGCCCUGCCCGGCCCCGGCCGCCUCCUGCCCCUUCCCGCUCCGCUCCUCCCUCGCUUUCUCGGCAACUCGAGGCAGCAGCGGGAAUAUUGGACCUGAUGGACCGCAUGACGGAGGACGCGCUGCGCCUGAACCUGCUCAAGCGGAGCCUGGAGCCGGCGGAGGAGCGCGAGGACGUCCUGGCCAAGAGGCUGAAGAUGGAGGGACACGAGGCCAUGGAGAGGCUGAAGAUGCUGGCGCUGCUCAAGCGCAAGGACCUGGCGGGGCUGGAGGUGCCCCACGAGCUCCCGGUGAAGCCGGACGGGAUCAAGGGCUACGAGGAGAAGCUCAACGGGAGCCUGAGGCCCCACGGGGACGGGCGGAGCGCGGCCCGGCCGGGCAAGGAGAACAUCAACGACGAGCCCGUGGACAUGAGCGCCAGGAGGAGUGACCAGGACCGGGGCAGGUUGACCCCGUCCCCGGACAUCAUCGUCCUGUCGGACAACGAGGCCUCCAGCCCCCGCUCCAGCUCCCGCAUGGAGGAGCGGCUCAAGGCGGCCAACCUGGAGAUGUUCAAGGGGAAGAGCCUGGAGGAGAGGCAGCAGCUGAUCAAGCAGCUCCGGGACGAGCUGCGGCUGGAGGAGGCCCGGCUGGUGCUCCUCAAGAAGCUGCGGCAGAGCCAGCUCCAGAAGGAAAACGUGGUGCAGAAGACCCCCGUUGUCCAGAACGCCGCGUCCAUCGUGCAGCCGUCCCCUGCCCACGUGGGACAGCAGGGCCUGUCCAAGAUCCCCUCCCGGCCCGGAGCUCAGGGCGUGGAGCCGCAGAAUUUAAGGACAUUACAGGGCCACAGCGUGAUCCGCUCGGCCGCCAGCUCAGCCCUGCCCCACAUGCUGAUGUCCCAGCGCGUCAUCGCCCCCAGCCCCGCCCAGCUCCAGGGCCAGCGCGGGCCCCAGAAACCCGGCCUGGUCCGCAGCUCCACGCCCGGCAUGAGCCCUGCCAUCAACUACCAGCCGCAGUCGGGCUCCUCGGUGCCGUGCCAGCGCUCGUCCUCCUCCGCCAUCUACAUGAACCUCGGUCCCAAAUCCCCACCUGACCCCAAAUCCUCAAACCGUCAUGUCGUGCCGGGCGCUGAGUCGGGGUGCGUUUCAGGGAAGAGCGCGCCGGCGGUGCCGCGCGUGGAGCCGUUCGUGUGCGCGCAGUGCCGCACGGACUUCACGCCGCACUGGAAGCAGGAGAAGGGCGGGCGGAUCCUGUGCGAGCAGUGCCAGACCUCCAACCAGAAGAAGGCGCUCAAGGCCGAGCACACGAAUCGCCUCAAGAACGCCUUCGUCAAGGCCCUGCAGCAGGAGCAGGAGAUCGAGCAGCGGCUGCAGCAGCAGGCUGCCCUGUCCCCCACGGCCGCGCCCGCCGUGCCCAGCGUGGGCAAACAGGACGGGAUCCUGCGGCACCACACGCUCCGGCAGGCCCCGCAGCCCCAGAGCAGCCUCCAGCGCGGCAUCCCCACCUCCGCCCGCUCCAUGCUCUCCAACUUCGCCCAGGCCCCGCAGCUCUCCGUGGCCGGGGGGCUCCUGGGAAUGCCAGGGGUGAACAUCGCCUACCUGAACGCCGGCAUCGGGGGCCACAAAGCGUCGAGCCUGGCGGACCGGCAGCGGGAGUACCUGCUGGAUAUGAUCCCGCCGCGCUCCAUAGCGCAGUCCAUCAGCGGGCAGAAAUAGCCCGGGCCUGCCCCGCUGCCCCUGCCGACCGCGAGGAACAAACCGAGAAACCGCGGGGAAACCAACGAAACCAACAACAAACAACAGAACAGCGAAACAGACAAAACAAACAUUUCAAAGGGCGAGCCGCCCCCAGCCCAGCCCGAAACUCCCUGGGUUCGCCAGGCCGGGAGUGGCUCCGGCCCCGCCGCUCGUUUUGUAACGCCGCCGCUUCCCCCUUGUGUUGUGGGUUGUUUUUUGCCCCUUUUUUCCUUAUUUUUGCCGCCCUCCCUUCGCUCCAUGGAUGGUUAAAGCUUUUUUCUCCCUUUUUCCAGAGACUUUGGCAAGGGCACCUUCCCCUUUCCCCAAGGGGGGAGAUU